Messenger RNA from Monopterus albus (swamp eel), 1367 nucleotides. It is a transcript of the gene crybgx, whose product is annotated as crystallin beta gamma X. Lineage: Eukaryota; Metazoa; Chordata; Actinopteri; Synbranchiformes; Synbranchidae. Gene Ontology annotation, molecular function: structural constituent of eye lens. Gene Ontology annotation, biological process: visual perception; lens development in camera-type eye. The transcript is spliced from 6 exons. The record is from RefSeq and is a predicted model, not a curated record. The coding region runs from base 1 to 624 and encodes 207 amino acids.
AUGAACAUCUUUACUAAGGUCCCAGGAAUAGCCCAACAAACCAGCAAGCUGGGGUCUGUGUUCCAACGUGCCUUCUACGGGUCCAGCGGAAGGGUGACUCUUUUUGAGCAAAGGAACUUCGCUGGCAGACGACUGGACCUGAGUUCUGACUGUGCCAGGCUCAGUGACAAGAACUUCCCAGAGAGAUGUAACUCUGUGCAGGUGCAGAGCGGAGCAUGGGUUGGUUAUGAGCAUGAGAACUUCCGGGGCCGUCAGUACUUGUGGGACAUGUCCAACCGGGGAGAAUACAGCUGCUAUGACAAGUGGUGCGCUCAGGUGGACCACGUCGCCUCUGUCCGUUCUGUCAGACAGGACAACAGCCCUGCCAGAGCUCAGCUGUUUGAACGAGCCGGCUUCUCUGGUAAGAAGAUGGAGAUUCAGGAUGACAUCCCCAAUCUGAUGAGUCGUUACAGCCUCAACAAAAUUGCUUCCAUCUGCAUCCUCGGAGGAGCGUGGGUGGCAUAUCAGGAGCCAAACUACAGAGGACCUCAUUAUGUCCUGGAGAAGCGUGAUUACAACAACUUCUCUGACUGGAGCAGCCAGAACAGCACUGUGGGCUCCAUACGCAGAAUUCGCUUCAACUAAACACCAACAUGACAUCUCAAAUGAAGCCUGUCAGCUUUACAUACAACAUAUUUUAGUAAUAAACUGUUUAAAGAACCUCUAUGACUUUGAGACAAGUGAAAUGACUAUUGCCACAACUUGCACCAACUCCUGAAAUUUAAAGACAGAUCAUGGUUAUACAUAAAUCCCAACUAAUCUCCUCUGAUAAAGACAUUGUGUGAUGGGUUUAUAGUUCAACCAAAGCCAGGUCCCCAAAUUUACUCAAUGCAGUAGAAUGGUUGGCAAAUUAGCAUAUGAAUCUAAACAAGGCUGUCAAAAGGAAGACCUGAACUAUCUAAAACAUUGUUUCAAGAAAAAAAUAAUAAUAACAACUUCAGAAAAGGCAAAGAUCCAUAAAUCCUCUGUACUCCACAAUAGUACAAGUGCAAUAAUGCACAAUAUUUGGAAACAUUAAAAUGCAUGGAGUACAAGACACAGCUAAAGCACACAAUAUUCGUUGCCAAAUGCAACAGAAGGAGGUAGAGAACAAUUACAUUUCUACCAAAACAGUAAAACUCUACAAAAGCCCAGAGGAUCCAACCCAAUAGAGAGAGGUAGAAAAUAAAAACAAAAACACUUCUGAGUGUAAGUAGUGCAAUUUCUUGAUUAAAACCCUCACAGUUAAGGUGCACUGGGGGGGUCCAUAAAUCAAAAAUGAUUUUAAAAAAACAUUUUAUUUAAAAGCAGAAGUUUGUCCAUAGAUUGUGAUCUGUCAUAAAGUGCAA